UUGAUGGUGACACUCCAAUCCUUCCCUAUAUAUUCUCUUCAGAAACCUUCCUUCCAAGGCCAUUCUACACCUCUCUAUUUUCUGGGAAAAAGUUAAGGAGAACAAAAGUAGUAACAAAAAUCCCAAAAAAUUCCCACAAGGAAUUUCUUUUCCCAAUUCAUAGGCUAACCCUUUCCACAUACAACCAUCUUGUGAAUACUAAGAAGAAUGAAGUCACCACCAGUGGUAUUCACCAAACAAAAGACUAUGCUCCUCAAGUUCAUUGUUGUUUUAUUAGCUGGUUGCAGUAUUAAGAAAAGUAAUUUUUUCUGUAACUAUCCUUUUGCCACCCCUGAAGUCUCCCCUCAUUCAAGUUUCUCAGUGAUCCAUUCAUCACUCGAAGAGUUAAAACUAGAUGGGUAUCUUAACUUUACAAACAUUGACCAUGCAGCAAAGGACUUCGGAAAUAGAUAUCAUUUCCUUCCAUCAGCAGUAUUAUACCCUACGUCAGUUUCCGAUAUCUCUUCCACCAUAAAACUUAUUUAUGAUAUGGGUACCAGCUCAGAGAUAACCGUUGCUGCAAGAGGUCAUGGUCAUUCUCUACAAGGCCAGGCACAAGCUUAUCAAGGAAUAGUGAUCAACAUGGAAUCUCUUCGUGUACCAAGAAUGAGUUUCCAAGGUGGGGAAAAGCCUCAUGUUGAUGUGUCUGCUGGAGAACUUUGGAUAAAUGUCCUGCAUGAAAGUCUUAAAUACAAACUAGCACCAAAAUCAUGGACUGAUUAUCUUCAUCUAACAAUUGGGGGCACUUUAUCAAAUGCUGGAAUCAGUGGACAAGCGUUUCGUUAUGGACCACAGAUCAAUAAUGUUUAUAACCUUGAGGUAGUCACAGGAAAGGGAGAAGUAAUUACAUGCUCUGAGGAUCAGAAUGCUGACCUGUUUAAUGGUGUACUUGGAGGUCUAGGACAAUUUGGUAUCAUCACCCGAGCAAGGAUUGCUCUUGAACCAGCACCCAAGAUGGUUAAGUGGAUCAGAGUGCUGUAUUCAGAUUUUCCCACAUUUAUCAGUGACCAAGAACACCUGAUAUCAUCCGAGGAUUCUUUCGACUAUGUUGAAGGGUUGGUGAUAAUAAACAGAGAUGGUCUGCUAAAUAACUGGAGAUCUACUUUCAGUCCUAAAGAUCCAGUUCAAGCAAGCCAGUUCAAAUCUGAAGGAAGGACACUCUUCUGCUUAGAGGUUGCCAAAUACUUCAAUCCAGAAGAGGCUGAUACCAUGGAUCAGAAAAUUGACAGUCUUCUAUCAAAGUUGAACUACAUUCAUACCACACUCUUCCUUUCAGAGGUUUCUUAUGUGAACUUUCUGGAUAGGGUGCACAUCUCAGAGAUGAAACUCCGGGAAAAAGGGUUGUGGGACGUCCCUCAUCCAUGGCUAAAUCUACUUAUUCCGAAAAGCAAGAUUCAUGAAUUUGCUACAGAAGUUUUUGGAAACAUUCUUACAGACACCAGCCACGGACCCAUUCUCAUCUACCCACUCAAUAAAUCAAAGUGGAAAAAUGGGACAUCCCUGGUCACUCCUAAAGAGAAUGUUUUCUACAUUGUAGCAUUUUUAAAUUCUGCAAUACCAUCACCCGGAGGUAAAGAUGGAGUGGAAGACAUUCUAUCUCAAAACACGAAAAUUAUAAAUUUCUGCGAAAGGGCGAAGAUUGGGAUGAAACAGUACUUGCCCCAUUACAGCACUCAGGAGGAGUGGAAAGCCCAUUUUGGAAGCCAGUGGGAGGUGUUUGCUAAAAGGAAGUCCCUGUAUGACCCUCUCGCAAUCCUGGCUCCUGGUCACAGAAUUUUCAAAAGACUUGUAGCCCUUCAAUCACCAUAACGAUCGGCUUCGAUCAGAAAUAAUCACUUAAUAUGUAUACCUCUUCACAUACCUAGAUGGACACUGCUUCGAAAGUGUGUAUAAGUGGUGUGUACGGGCAGAGGUACCAAAUAAUAGAGUUAGAGAAAUAGUAAAGCAAAGCACUACGAAGUCAAUGCAUGUGUUGAUCAUCGUUGUUCUACCAUCUGGCACGAGAAUAAUGUCGUUAGAUUUGAAGAUUCAUUCAUUCCAAUUUCCAAGGGUUAAGUUGAAUCGUUCGUACCUUGAAAAAAGAAGAAAUUGCAUGGAUUCUGUACGUCCUGCUUUUCGCCUCGCCUCGCCUCGCGCCGCCCUUUCUGCGAAUAUGGAUGGAUUAUCGUUUAUCAAUGAUACGUGUAAGGAGAAUCAAUGAAGAGGAAGACACGUGUUGGUUACACCGCCAUGCCCGAGCCUUCAAUCACCACCGGUUAUUGCCGCUGGGAGGGGAUGCCCUGUAAAUCGUAUUCGGACUUCGAAGACGGGAACGAAUAUGGUUUUCUGGGGAAGGUAUAGUUUAGACUUUAGAGUGGUAACUGCGCUAAGUAUGA
Messenger RNA from Ipomoea triloba (trilobed morning glory), 2414 nucleotides. RefSeq names its product cytokinin dehydrogenase 1-like. The record is from RefSeq and is a predicted model, not a curated record. The coding region runs from base 208 to 1848 and encodes 546 amino acids. The transcript has 5 exons. NCBI's taxonomy places the organism in Eukaryota, Viridiplantae, Streptophyta, Magnoliopsida, Solanales, Convolvulaceae. Gene Ontology annotation, molecular function: cytokinin dehydrogenase activity; FAD binding. Gene Ontology annotation, biological process: cytokinin metabolic process.